Messenger RNA from Cannabis sativa, 2967 nucleotides. Its product is annotated as beta-galactosidase 6. Gene Ontology annotation, molecular function: beta-galactosidase activity. The coding region runs from base 407 to 2578 and encodes 723 amino acids. Gene Ontology annotation, biological process: carbohydrate metabolic process. The record is from RefSeq and is a predicted model, not a curated record. The transcript is spliced from 18 exons. NCBI's taxonomy places the organism in Eukaryota, Viridiplantae, Streptophyta, Magnoliopsida, Rosales, Cannabaceae. Gene Ontology annotation, cellular component: cell wall; vacuole.
AUGAAAUAUGAGGAUGAGAUGAAAAGAUAUAAAUUAAGGUACAUUAGCUGGGUGCAUGUGUUUCAAUUUGGUGCUCUGGCACUGUCAGUGGAAUGAGAGAGAAAGAAAGAGAUAGUGAGUAGUCACGCGUAUUUAAAAAGAAUUUGGCUCCUUGCGCGCUCUUCAAUCCCACGCCUUCUUAAUCCUUCACAUUUCACCCACGCCUUCCAUUCAUCAUCACUUCCAGACUAGCCAAUCUCUUACCCUUUUAUAAUUGGUAGUACUUCCAUUCCAUCAAAUGCUAUAGCUCUUUCACUUACGUGUCACGUACUGCAAAAUUCAACAUAUUGUAUAGGAUAUAUAUAUAUAUAUAUAUCUCGAUCGAGAGAGAGAACAGAAGAGGUAGUUAAGUCAGACAAAUAUAAGAAUGAGUAAUAAUGGAUGGUUUAUUAAACAUUGUUUGGUGGUGGUGGUGAGUAUUAUUAUGAUGAGAUCAUGGGGUAGUGCAGAAAAUGUCACAUAUGAUGGCAGAUCUCUUAUUAUUGAUGGCCACAGACGAUUGCUCUUCUCAGGUUCAAUCCAUUAUCCUCGUAGCACUCCUGAGAUGUGGCCAUACUUGAUUGAAAAAGCCAAAGAGGGAGGAGUUGAUGUGAUUCAGACAUAUGUGUUUUGGAACCUUCAUGAGCCCAAACAGGGAGAGUACGAUUUCAACGGUCGAUACGAUUUAGUCAAAUUCAUAAAGGAAAUCCAAUCACAAGGACUUUAUGCUUGCCUUAGGAUUGGACCAUUUAUCGAGAGUGAAUGGACUUAUGGAGGGUUUCCAUUUUGGCUGCAUGAUAUACCCAAUAUCACUUUUCGAACUGAUAAUGAACCAUUUAAGUUUCACAUGAAAAAUUUCACAACAAUGAUAGUAAGCAUGAUGAAGUCGGAGAGUUUGUAUGCUUCUCAAGGAGGACCAAUAAUAUUGUCACAGAUUGAGAAUGAAUAUGAGAAUGUAGAAGCAGCAUUUCAUGAAAAAGGAGCCUCCUAUGUUCGUUGGGCAGCAAAAAUGGCUGUUGAUCUUCAGACUGGUGUGCCAUGGGUGAUGUGCAAGCAAAGUGAUGCCCCAGAUCCUGUGAUUAAUACAUGCAAUGGAAUGAAAUGUGGAGAAACUUUCAAAGGGCCAAAUUCGCCAAACAAGCCAUCACUUUGGACAGAGAAUUGGACAUCUUUCUUGCAAAUAUAUGGUGGGGAAACUUACAUAAGAUCAGCUGAGGAUAUUGCUUAUCAUGUGAUACUUUUUAUUGCAAGAAAUAAUGGAAGCUAUAUUAAUUAUUACAUGUACCACGGUGGAACAAAUUUUGGGAGAACUGGCUCUGCAUAUGUUAUAACAAGUUACUACGAUCAAGCUCCUCUUGAUGAGUACGGUCUUCUACGACAGCCAAAGUGGGGUCAUUUAAAGGAGUUGCAUGAUGUAAUAAGAAAUUGUUCUCAAACUUUACUAGCGGGAGCACCAACAAAUAUUUCCUUAGGCCAAAAUCAAUCGGCAUUUAUUUUCAGUGAAGAAGAAAGAUGUAUUGCAUUUCUCAUCAACAGUGAUAUAAGAAAUAACUAUACUGUACAAUUUCAAAAUCAAUCCUACAUGUUGAUGCCAAAAUCUAUAAGUAUUCUUCCAGAUUGUGAAAAUGUUAUUUUCAACACAGCACAGGUAAGAACAAAUUCCAACAUGAGAAUUACAAGACCAAUUCUGAGAUUUGAAUUAAUGGAAAGAUGGACAGAAUAUAAGGAAGUUAUUCCAAAUUUUGAAGAUACCAAAAUAAGAGCUAGUACACUACUUGAGCAUAUGAAUAUGACCAAAGAUCAAACAGAUUAUAUUUGGUAUACUUUGAGGUUCGACCACAAUAUUUCUUCAAAUGAAGCAAUGCUUCAUGUAGAGUCUCUUGCACAUGUUGCACAUGCUUUUUUGAAUGAUGACUAUCUGGGAAAUGCACACGGAAAUAAAAGUUACAAUAAUUUCAUCUUGGAGACUCCUCUUAUUCUUAAUGGUGGAAUAAAUAAUAUUUCUUUCCUCAGUGUUAUGGUUGGACUUCCGGAUUCUGGGGCUUUCCUAGAGAAGAGAUUUGCUGGAUUAACUAAUGUAGAAAUUUAUAGCAAAUUUGGAAAUGAAUCUUACAACUUUACAAAUUACGAAUGGGGAUAUCAGGUCGGAUUACUUGGGGAGAAGUUGGAAAUAUAUAAAGAACAAAAUUUGAAUAAUGUUGAAUGGAAUAAAUAUGAAGACCCCUCCAAUCAUACCACACUCACUUGGUAUAAGGUUGUAUUUGAUUCACCAAAGGGAAAUGAUCCACUUGCUUUAAACCUUAGUUCAAUGGGAAAAGGUGAAGCUUGGGUAAACGGAAAUAGCAUUGGUCGUUAUUGGGUUUCAUUUCUUACUUCAAAAAAUGAACCAUCACAGUCACUGUACCACAUCCCUCGAUCAUUUCUCAAAGAAUCAGAAAACCUUUUAGUGUUGCUUGAAGAAGUUGGUGGAAAUCCUCUUCAAAUUACAUUGGACAUAAUUUUUGUCACCGAUUUGAAUGAAAACAACUCAUUCAAUCACCUCCACCAAUCAUCCUUCUAAUGCUGAAAUAAUUUGUUUAUCUUACAAUUAUUUUACAAUGUAUGGAACUAUCACUAAAAAAUAUGAGUUAAUGUGAAUAUAAUUCAUAAAAAUAUGAAAUAAUAUGUGAGAAAUGCACAUAUGUUCGUUUUUUCUUAAUGCAGAAAUUAUAUAGAGAUAAUUCCGUUCAAAAUACUAAUGUAUUUUGUUUAUUGUACUUUUAUAUUUAUUAUUGUACGAUAAAAAAUAUUAAAAUAUCACAAGAAUAGUAUGAUCAUUUGUAAUGUAUGACAUUCUGAGAGAGUAUUUUAUAAAUUUUGGUUAAUUUUUUGAGCAUGAUAAUAAUAUGAGACUAAUAUUUUUAGCUAAAUAAUCAUAAAUUACAAAUUACAUUUCAUUAAAAAAACAAA